Messenger RNA from Hyla sarda, 4818 nucleotides. RefSeq names its product hippocalcin like 1 (gene HPCAL1). Bases 801 to 1382 code for a protein of 193 amino acids. The transcript is spliced from 7 exons. The record is from RefSeq and is a predicted model, not a curated record. NCBI's taxonomy places the organism in Eukaryota, Metazoa, Chordata, Amphibia, Anura, Hylidae. Gene Ontology annotation, molecular function: calcium ion binding.
AAUCUAUACUGGAGAAGAACAUGCACUAGAACCAGGAAACUACUCCGGUGCUGCCAACGUGCGCUGGAGAUUCGAAGCGAAAUUUAUCGUACGUUAUUUGUAAAAUAAACGGAAGGAGCCCUUUAAGAGUCUAUCGUGCAAUGCUAUAAAUAGGUGCUUAUUUCCUAAAGCCCGUCCGCCUCCCCCUUCCUGGCAGCAUGGUGUGCUCUAUUGUAAUAUUACAUUAGUGUGCUGCCUUGCUAUCUCCUCCUUACUAUGCAAAGUGCUCACUAUGGUGAUUGACAGCGGCUCAGCAUUGCCUGUAUGCAGCCAGCCUUGGACGAGGCUCAGUCUCUGAAUACAGCUCUGUGAACUUUGUAUCACUAUUAUUUAUUAUUGUUACUAGAGUGUUUGGAUGCCUACGCCCCGCAUGUCGUUUCCUCUUUCUAUCCGCUCAUGAGGAAGAUAUUUGAUCGAUGUCUUGGGGGCUGUCGAUGCGCCUCACGUCUACGGAAGCGACCCAGAUACUAAGUAACUAGCGAAAAGUGACUUGAAGGGAGAAGACGCGUAGACCUCUGGAUACCGUGCUGACAGCCGCACAUUGCGCCGAUCUGGGAUUUGAUGCAGAAGUCUUCUUUCUACAUGCGAGUGGCGUUUUCUUGGAGGACAUCCGUAUAAGCUUCCUGCAGCACUUGUUUCUACAUCCAUUGAGGGGGACGUCACUCGUCAUCAGAGAGAGCCAGCGUUGCUGUCGCGCACCACCACUACCGCCGCCGCCGGCAUAAAUAGGGUUUUGCUCUGGUCUAUAAAGAAGUUUCAGAAUGGGGAAACAAAACAGUAAAUUGCGACCUGAAAUUCUACAGGACCUACGGGAAAAUACAGAAUUCACAGACCACGAACUGCAGGAGUGGUACAAAGGUUUCCUGAAGGAUUGUCCAACUGGACAUUUAACAGUAGAAGAGUUCAAAAAGAUCUACGCAAACUUUUUCCCGUACGGCGAUGCCUCAAAAUUUGCAGAGCACGUGUUCCGUACGUUUGACACUAAUGGCGAUGGGACGAUUGACUUUCGGGAGUUCAUAAUUGCACUGAGCGUGACGUCACGGGGAAAACUGGAACAGAAGCUUAAGUGGGCGUUUAGCAUGUAUGACCUCGAUGGAAACGGCUACAUAAGUCGCGGAGAGAUGUUGGAAAUCGUCCAGGCUAUCUACAAGAUGGUGUCAUCGGUGAUGAAAAUGCCAGAAGAUGAGUCCACACCAGAGAAGAGAACGGAUAAGAUCUUCAAGCAGAUGGACACAAAUAAUGACGGUAAACUGUCCCUGGAAGAAUUUAUCAAAGGUGCCAAGAGUGAUCCUUCCAUUGUGCGGUUGUUACAAUGCGACCCGAGCAGCACGAGCCAGUUCUAAUGAUUCCCACCCAUGCGGACAGUCAUGACCAUACACUGGCUUUGUCAAGUCAAGCUUUGCUUGCAAGUGAAUGCCUUCUCAGUCAUCCCCCCCCCCCCCCCCCCCCAGAUGUUUCCCAUGUAUUAGGCAAAUACAUAAGAAAGAAAAAAAAUGAGAAAAAAAUCAGCCUUGCUCCCGAUUCAUUUCGGAGGCACACUCACCCCCCCCGGAAUCGUCGUCAAUCUGUGGACUUAUCCAGAUUUUUAUGACGACACUAUUACCGAACUUGAUCGUACUAAGAUAAUAGGUAGCUGUUUCACUUGGCAAACAAAUGCCGGCAAGGACAUAAUGGACAAUGUUGAAAGCACAAGAGUAUAUAAAUAUAUAUAUAUAUAAAUAUAUGUGUAUAAAUAUCUUGUUUUCUUUUGUUUUUGUUUUCUUUAUGUUAUUCUUUAACGCAAAUGGCUUGAAAUGAUGUACUGAUUAAAAUGUAAUUCUGCAUAUAUAUAUUUAUGUAUGUACAGACACACUAAUGAAAUACGGGGUAAUAAAAUAGAGGGUGUACGUACCACUGAGACAGACCAUGUGGCUGUUAUGGGGCCCUUACAGACAGGGGGCCCAAACUUAGUUGGUCCAAUUCUAUAACGUUGUGUUUUCCAACCGGGGUGCCUCCAGCUGUUGCAAAACUACAACUUCCAGCGUGCCCGGACAGCCGUUGGCUGUCCGGGCAUGCUGGAAGUUGUAGUUUUGCAACAGCUGGAGGCACCCUGAUUGGGAAACACGGCUUUCUUUUAUGUAUACCCCUGAGUAAAUUGUUUUUCAUUCUGUUAAUAACAGUACCUGAUAGGUAGUAGUUUACAGCAUAUUUCUAGAUUUUUAGAUAUGACACUAGUUAAGAAUCUUACAGUAAAAAAAAAAAGGCUCUUUACAUGUCAUAAGAUUGGUCGGGGUCCCAAUGCAGAGACCCUCUCUAAAUAUAGCCAGGAGAAGCACACAGCAGCACGUUGCCCUCUCUGGCAUUGAAGCCCCAUUAUAAAUCUACGUAGCCUAACUCCUGCCAUGAGACAGAUUGACCGCCGAUCCGGCUACACUCUUCUCCUGGCUACACCUAAAGAUCAGUGAGGGUCUAUGCAAUGAGACCCUGACCAAACAAAAUGUUAUGACAUCUUUCUAUGACAUGUCACAAAGUUUUAAUUGGUCGGAGUCUCCGUGCAAGGACCUCCACCGAUCUCUAAAUAUAGCCGGGAGAAGCACACGGAAGCACGUUUCACUCUCCGCUUCUUCUCCAGACUCAUUGCCGGAGACUAUAAUGGAAACCAGUUAUAAGUCUAAGAAGCCCAAGUCCUGUCAUGAGACAAAUUGACCACCGAUUCAGCUAUGAUCUUCUCCUGGCUAAACCUAUAGAUCAGUGAGGGUCUCACCACUGGGACCCUGAACAAACAAAACUUUUGACACCUCUUCAUGACAUGUCAAGUUUUUUUUUUUAACAGAAGUAACACAUGUAAACUGAAUCUCUACCUAUUAUCAUGACAUCUUUAGGUCCCAACAUUCUGGGGGUGAUUUUCUUAAUAUAUCUUGGUAGUGGUCAAAGCUCCAAGUCUGCAUUGUCUUACAGUUAUAUGAUAAAAUGCUGGCCCCCUGCAGACGCCACUAGAGGGAGUUUAGGAGCUCACUGCGUACAAUGAUUAUUGAAUGCAAUGCAUUACAGUGUGCAGUAUACAGGGCCGGCUCUUCCUAUAGGCAAAAUAGGAAGCCGCCUAGAGCGCCCUCUUAAUGGGGGUGCCACCCUGCCCACUGCAAUAACGUUAGCCAGCAUCCAAAGCACCCGCUUAUCCAGCAAAACCCUGCCAUGUUUACCACUUCCUUCCCGGUACCAUAAUAAUCUGAAUUUUUCAGCCUUCUGGAGGAGCGCAGCGAUCACUAAGGUCAGGUCCGUCCCCAGGCCUCCAUACACCUGCCCCACGUCCCCCCGGUGAUUACAUGAGGAGGAGUAUCACCCCAGUAGUAAGGUAAUGGCAUGAGGAGGAGGUUUGUUGUAGAGUAUUCCCCCAGUAGUAAGGUAAUGGCAUGAGGAGGAGGUUUGUUGUAGAGUAUCCCCCCAGUAGUAAGGUAAUGGCAUGAGGAGGAGGUUUGUUGUAGAGUAUCCCCCCAGUAGUAAGGUAAUGGCAUGAGGAGGAGGUUUGUUGUAGAGUGUCACCCCAGUAGUAAGGUAAUGGCAUGAGGAGGAGGUUUGUUGUAGAGUGUCACCCCAGUAGUAAGGUGGGGCAUGUUAAAGGGAGGAGCCAAUGGGCAGGGCCAAUGGGGCGGCAAAACUAGCUGUCGCCUAGGGUGGCAAAAAUCCUUGCAGGCCUGGCAAGAAAUAUAUAUAUACACAUACAUACAACAAUUAGCCAUAAUGUUUAAACCACCUACCUAAUUUUGUGCAGUUUCUUCUUGUGCCCUGGCCCCUAGGGGCCCGGACUAUAGAAGACCUCUGAAGGUGUCCUGAGGUUUGUGCACCAAGAUAAUAGCAGAGGUGUGACCUCCAUGGAUCUGACUUAUAUGUCCAGCACAUCCCAUAGAUGGACGAUCAGAAAGAGAUCUGGAGUCUUCGGAGGCAAAGUCAACAAUCUAUGUCAUGCUUCUCAGACCAUUCCUGAACAAUUUUUGCUGUGUGGCUGAAAAAGGGCACGGUCAUUAGGGUAUCCUGCUGCUAUGAAUAUGGGAGGGGGUCUUUGUCUGUAUAAUAUUAAAGGGGUUCUCCACCAUAAGGUGAUUUUAGUACGUACCUGGCAGACAGUAAUGGACAUGCUUAGGAAGGAUCUGCGCUUGUCUUGGGGCUAAAUGGCUAUGUUGUGAGAUUACCAUAACAUUGUGGCUAGUUUUUUGUGAACUGCUUGACUUUUCUUUUUUUUUACUACAAAUCCCAUAAUUCCAUUUUGCUCCCUCCCACACAUCAGCCACCCCACCCAUUGAAACAUAAAUGAGCUGCAUCCAUUCAAAAGACCUGUGGUUUUCAAUCAGGAUGCCUACAGCUGUUGCAUUAGUUGCAGAUUGAUCUCUCUCCCACCAAGAAAUCCCUCCACUCAUUGAAGCAGACAGGCUAGUGAUGACGACUCAUUGUCAUCAGCUGACUAGUGAUGUCAGGUCUCGGCCGCAUUGCAAGCUGGGAAAAAUCUGAGACAACAGUCAUUUUGUAUGCUGUUAAAAAAAAAAAAAAUAUUGGAGUGAAAAUCACAGAAGAAUUGUGAGAAAACCGUCACACACCGGUACAGACACUAUAUUAUGAACUACACUAACUUUACAGCCCCUGUAGCAUAGUCAAAUUAAAAAAAAAUCCUGGAAUACCCCUUUAAGGUAGAUGGUACGUGUCAGAGUAACAUCCACAUGAUACCAGGACCAAGGUCUCCUAACAAAACAUUGUCUAGAUCAGGGGUCUCCAACCUGCGGACCUCCAGAUGUUGCAAAACUACAACUC